This is a messenger RNA of Cynocephalus volans (Philippine flying lemur), 1556 nucleotides long. It is a transcript of the gene NXPH4, whose product is annotated as neurexophilin 4. The coding region runs from base 1 to 936 and encodes 311 amino acids. Gene Ontology annotation, molecular function: signaling receptor binding. The record is from RefSeq and is a predicted model, not a curated record. Lineage: Eukaryota; Metazoa; Chordata; Mammalia; Dermoptera; Cynocephalidae. The transcript has 2 exons.
AUGCGGCUGCUCCCAGAAUGGCUCCUCUUGCUCUUUGGCCCGUGGCUCCUUAGGAAGGCCGUCAGUGCUCAGAUACCAGCGUCCAGGAGGCCGCAGUACCUGGAGCUGCGCCCCACCACGGCCGGACCGGGCGCCUCUGGCCAACUGCUCCCGUCGCCCAAGGCUUCCGACGGCCUGGGCCCCGCCCGCGCCUGGAGCUGGGCCUGGCCGGCUAACCACACGGGGGCGCUGGUCAGGGCCGGGGCGGCCGGGGAGACCCGGGCGCUGCCCUCGCCGCGCACCAAGAGGAAGCCAUCCAUCAAAGCGGCCCGCGCCAAAAAGAUUUUUGGCUGGGGAGACUUCUACUUUCGGGUGCAUACCCUCAAAUUCUCGCUGCUGGUGACCGGCAAGAUCGUGGACCAUGUAAACGGUACCUUCAGUGUGUAUUUCCGCCACAAUUCGUCCAGCCUGGGUAACCUCAGUGUCAGUAUCGUUCCGCCCUCCAAGCGUGUCGAGUUCGGGGGCGUCUGGCUGCCGGGGUCCGCCCCCCACCCUCUGCAGUCUACGCUGGCCCUGGAGGGGGUGCUUCCUAGGCUGGGGCCCCCACUGGGGAUGGCGACAGCAGCGGCGGGGCCCGAGCUUGGGGGCACCUUUGGGGGCGCACUGGCAGGGUCACUUGGGGGCGCGCUGGGAGUGCCCGGGGCCAAAGAGUCACAUGCUUUCAACUGCCACGUGGAGUAUGAGAAGACAAACCGCGCGCGCAAGCACCGCCCGUGCCUGUACGACCCAUCGCAGGUGUGCUUCACUGAGCACACGCAGAGCCAGGCGGCCUGGCUCUGUGCCAAGCCCUUCAAAGUCAUCUGCAUCUUCGUCUCUUUCCUCAGCUUUGACUACAAACUGGUGCAGAAGGUGUGCCCAGACUAUAACUUCCAGAGCGAGCACCCCUACUUUGGAUAGCGCGCCCCACCCCAGCCCGGCCCUGAGCUUCCCGCCAGAUCCUGGCCUAGCUAGGUGGGACCCCUCCCUGUACCCCGCCUCCCCUGAUCCUGUGGCCGCGUCCACCCCUUCCACUCAGGGGGCGGAGGCGAACAGCCGUCCCGGGGACCACCAGCCGAUGUGGGUCCCUUUUUCCUCAUGGGAAAUGCCCGCAAAGAGGCUGGGGUAGCCCUUUCCAAAACACCCUUAAGUGAAGGCAUAAUAGCGCAGCCUCACAACAGGCAGGGCUUGGAGGCCUCCUAGCGUCCCCUAUGUCCACACUGAGCCUCCUUUUUGCCCCUGGCGCUGGGCUGGGCACUCCCUCUGCCCACAGCUUUAAUAAGGCCUGGCCUGGCAUCCUCCUCCCAAUCUUUCUAUCCCCAAGCACUUGUCCUCCUGCUCUACCCUGUCCCCUGUGUAAAGACUUUAAAUACCCACCAACCCUGGCCUUUCCCCAUCCCUUUCUGCCUGCCAUAUGCCUGUCCCCUUUUCUUCGAACCCCACUAGGGUAGGGGAAGCAGAACUCCUGGGCACAGGCGCUCGCCGGGCCCCUGCGCUCUGCCCGCCUCCUUCCCGUCCCUGUAGUCCAGCUGUACCUGCCC